CGGAGCGCGAGGACGCAGGGGUUUAUAUAUGUGUGUGUGUGUGUGUGUGUGUGUGUGUGAUGUACAGACACCGCAGUUUCAUGCUUUUUAUCCCUAAAUAUCGUUUAUAAACGCACUACAGCGCAUUCCGGCGGAUUUUAAUCCCGAAAUCUUCAGAGAAACCGUCGAAGGAGCGCCUUCAUCCGUCCUCGGGGAUUUUUGGGGGAUUUUUUACCCUUUUUUUUGGACCCGUACAAAAGGAGGCUUGUGUGAGUGUAGACUGGAGUAAAGAAAUCUUCAUCAUCGUCAUCCUCCUCCUCACCCCGAGGUGUAUAUUGGAGCUGGUCUUUAGACCUGCAGGACACAAACUCGUCUUAUUUAUCCAUCUGAAGCUGAAGCUCCACACGGGCCUUUAACUGCCUGCGUUAUUUCACCUAAAUAAACACUCGGAUAUCUUCAGGAACCAUCAGCGGCUCUCGGGGGCUGUGUGGCGUUGUGUAACUGGGAAACUUCACAAACUCCACUUUUUCGAGCGCGCGCGCGCGUGUAUGUCUGUGUGCGUGAGUGUGUGUGAGUGCUGGUGUGCGUGAGUGUGUGUCUGUGUGUGCGUGAGUGUGUGUGAGUGCUGGUGUGUGUGUGUGUGCGUGAGUGAGUCUGUGUGUGUGUCUGUGUGUGAGUGCUGGUGUGUGUGUGUGCGCGCGUGAGUGUGUGUGCGCGCGUAUGUGAUUUUUGUCCAUUUUGUUGUACAGUGCAGUGUUUUGACCCCCUGAGGUAAAGCGGCACAUGGCGUGUCCCAGCUGACACACUGCAGCUCACUGCUCGUUAGUUUGGGGUCUUUUUUUUCUUUUACACCUUUUUAUUAUCAGGACAUGUGGGUUAUUUCUCCCUCCAUCAUGGGGCUCGUAUGGAGGAGUGUGACUGCUCUGUGGAUCCUGCUGCUCACAACACAGGCUGAUGAAGAGGUUUUAAUGAACACCAAGACAGAGACAUCAGACCUGAAGUGGACGACUUACCCCCGACCUUCUGGGUCUGAGGAGGCGAGCGGUCUGUGGGAGGAGGUGAGCGGUCUGGACGAGGAGAACAACAGCGUGCGGACGUAUCAGAUCUGUCAGAGCGAUGGCUUGGCCAGUCAUUGGCUGCGCAGUAAACUGAUCGCACGCCGUGGAGCCUCGCAGGUGUACGUGGAGCUGCGCUUCACCAUGAUCGAGUGUUCGUCUCGCAGCACGCACCAUCGCUCCUGCAAGGAGACCUUCAACCUCUACUACUAUCAGAGCGAUGUGGAUGAUGCCACGCCCACACACCCCGCCUGGAUGGAGAACCCUUAUGUCAAGGUGGACACGGUGGCAGCAGACUUCCUGCUCCGAAAAGGAGGAGAGAAAAAGUUUAAUGUGAAGACGCUGCGUUUGGGUCCCCUGAGCAAGCGCGGCUUCUAUUUAGCCUUCCAGGCUCAGGGAGCGUGUAUGGCUCUGCUCUCAGUGCGGGUCUUCUUCAAGAAGUGUCCGUCACUCACACGCUCGCUGUCUGUCUUCCCCGAGACGAUCCCACGCUCUCUGGUGCAGGAAGCUGUGGGUGAGUGUGUGAGGAACGCCGCUCUGCUCGGACCCAAAGCCAGACCGCCCAAGAUGUUCUGUGCUGAGGACGGACAGUGGGUGGAUCAGCCGAGCAGCAGCUGCACGUGUUUGCCGGGGUACGAGGCCGGGCCAGGGGAGCUGGAGUGCAGGGCGUGUCCUGCGGGUCACUUUAAGUUGAGUCUUGGUGCUGGUCCGUGUUCUUCGUGUCCUGAGUCGAGUCACACAGGAGAGAUGGGAGCCGCGGCGUGUGUGUGUCGACCAGGAUACCACCGCGCAUCCACAGACACACAGGACAUGCCCUGUACACGCCCCCCCUCGCCCCCCCACAGCCUCUUCCCUCAGAUUAAUGACACGUCAGUGACACUGGAGUGGAGUGAGCCGGUGGAUAGCGGCGGACGUUCUGACCUCUCCUACAUGGUGGAGUGUAAAGUGUGUGCGGGAUCUCUGUGUUUGCCGUGUGGCGACAGCGUGAGCUACCGACCCGCCCAGAAAGGCCUGACCGGUCGCAGCGUCAGUGUCCGGGGGCUCCGCCCACACACCACCUACACCUUCAUCGUCACUGCCCUCAAUGGGGUUUCCCUGCUCAGUGGCCAGGGGCCGGCCUCAGAGAGCAUUAACAUUACCACCGGGCAACAUGUUCCAGUGCUAGUCUCAGGUAUCAGGCAGAGCACAGCAACUGAAUCCAGCCUGACUUUACAGUGGCCGAUCCCAACACACACUCACUACAACAUCCUACAGUAUCAACUCCGCUACUGUGAAAAGCAGGAGCGAGGUGUGGAGGAACACUCGUGUCGUUAUAAGGAGAGCGUCAGUAAUCAUGUGGUCCUGAGUGACCUCCGUAGGGCGACUCAGUAUGAAGUGCAGAUCCGAGCACGGACACAGUCGGGGUACAGCAUCUUCAGCCAGGCCAAGUCCUUCAGAACGCUGCCUGAUGAAGACGUCUCCUCUUCCCCGCUGCUGGUGACUGGGAUCCUCAUUGCCGUGGGGAUGAUCCUUCUUAUCACCGUCGUCAGCCUCGCCAUCUACUGCGUCCGCAAACAGAACCGUCUGAAGGAUCCAGAACUCAGUGAUAAAAAUGGCCAGUACCUCAUGGGCCAAGGAGUGAAGGUGUACAUCGAUCCUUUCACCUACGAGGACCCGAACGAGGCUGUGCGAGAGUUUGCUAAGGAGAUCGACGUCUCCUGUGUGAAGAUCGAGGAGGUGAUCGGAGCAGGUGAGUUUGGUGAGGUGUGUCGAGGUCGCCUCCGUGUUCCUGGUAAAAAGGAGAACUAUGUGGCCAUUAAGACUCUUAAGGGCGGCUACACGGAUAAACAGAGGCGGGACUUCCUGUCUGAGGCGUCCAUCAUGGGCCAGUUCCAUCAUCCCAACAUCAUCCACCUGGAGGGCAUCAUCACAGCCAGCUGUCCUGUCAUGAUCAUCACCGAGUUCAUGGAGAAUGGAGCACUCGACUCCUUCCUCAGGCUGAAUGAUGGCCAGUUCACACCGAUCCAGUUAGUGGGAAUGUUGCGUGGAAUAGCAAGUGGGAUGAAGUAUCUCUCUGAGAUGAGCUACGUCCAUCGGGAUCUGGCCGCUCGGAACAUUCUGGUCAACAGCAACUUGGUGUGUAAAGUGUCAGAUUUCGGGCUGAGUCGCUUCCUUCAGGAGAACUCUUCUGACCCCACGUACACCAGCUCACUGGUUAGUGUACACACACACACACACACACACACACACUCACGUCCCAGUGCACUUCUCCCUCUACUUUUUCAUCUUUCUUCUCUGAGUUAUUUGUCUGGUCAGAACACAAACACACCCUUAGUAACAUCUGACCUGUGGAUUAUUCAGGGUGGUAAGAUCCCAAUUCGCUGGACGGCUCCAGAGGCCAUCGCCUUCCGCAAAUUCACCUCUGCGUCUGACGUGUGGAGUUACGGCAUCGUCAUGUGGGAGGUGAUGUCGUUUGGAGAGAGACCGUACUGGGACAUGAGCAAUCAGGAUGUUAUCAACGCUAUAGAGCAGGAUUAUCGUUUGCCACCGCCCCCUGAAUGCCCCUCCCACCUCCACCAGCUGAUGCUGGACUGCUGGCAGAAAGAGCGAACAGCUCGCCCCAGGUUCGCCAACAUCGUCUCUGCCCUUGACAAGCUGAUCAGAAACCCCGCCUCCCUCAAAAUCACUACCCACGAUGGAGCCGGUCCGUCUCACCCUCUCCUAGACCAGCGCUCUGCUAUCUCGUCCUGCAGUUCGGUGUCUGAGUGGCUCAGGGCCAUAAAGAUGGAGCGCUAUGAGGAGAGUUUCAUACAGGCGGGAUACACAUCCAUCCAGCUACUGACUCACAUCAAUGCAGAGGAUCUGUUGAGGUUGGGCGUGACUCUCGCUGGCCAUCAGAAGAAAAUCCUCUCCAGCAUUCAAGCUCUUCGAAUUCAAAACAAGAGUCCUAAUAACAUCCUCUACUGACUAAUACACACACACACACGCACACACACACACACACACACACAUACACAAUCUCAUUUAUAGACUCGGCUCUUCCUGGUACGUGGACCAAUCAGGACUUUGCUCGCCGUCUGUAUCGGGACGACAGAAAAGGGUUUCGCAAGAACGUUAAAGGUUUGCUAGACUUUACGGAGCGAGUUCCACAAUCACCGUGGCAACGGUGCGGUAUUAACUGAGGACGUCAUGAACAACGGGAAGAGGAAAAAAGAAAAAGUGCCAUAUUUUGGCGUGACCGCGCCAGCACAUGGACUUCCAGGCCGUGUUACGCUUUCAGAGUAUUUUUCUAACAGAGUGUGUUAUCAGUAAGAGACUUAACCAGGAUUAAACCAGGAGGAACAGUGAGAUCCGUGUUUAAGCCCUGGUUCUCCGUGGGGUUCUGUUCCCUGCUCUUUCUUUACACACGUGACUCUCUGGGGAUUCGAGUUCUUUUUCAGUAUCUGCAGUGUGCGCUGUGAGAAAAAACACACACACACUUAGAUGUAAUAUUAUUGCCAGGUGAAUAAUCUGUUCACUCAGACUGUAGUCAGUUUACACGUUUUCACAAAUCCUGAAUGGAUUACUUCCUUUCUCUGAUCAGAUUAAUCCAGAUUAUACACACACACACACACACACACACAUCUCAUUUCUAUCAGUGUGUCCCUGCAUCCAAAUGAACACAUGAUCAUGUAGAGUUGUGUUUUUAACAGGAGGGCUGAAUUUUGUUCUAGGGGUCCAAGCACCAAAGUCAGUUUCAAUUGAACCUGUUGUGUGUGUGUGUGUGUGUGUGUGUGUGGAAAAUUCCACAAAGAAAACACUCUGAAUAAAGAUCAUGAUAAUCUAAACAUCUAAAUGUUCAGGAAAUAAAUCCAUGCUGAAGGGGUCCGAGGAUUUAUUGUACAGAUAAGGAGUUUCUGCCCCCCAUAAAGGCUACAGGGUAUAAGAGCCUUAGCAUUACAGUGAGAUCAGGAUCCUACAGCACAAUUAAUAUUCAUCAUGUUUAUUGUUUAAAAUUAGAUUUUUUUUUCUUUCUUUUUUUUAAAUGAUCAUGACUUUGUUUUUAGUUUUUUUCUUUACAGGAUGAUGUAUAAAUAUUUAAGUCACAUUAAGAUUACGCUAAUCACAGUCACUGCGUUAAUUAGUGUUUCAGCCCAUAAUGUGCAUGGGACAUAAAUAAAGCCAAUAAAUUGCACCAAAUCCAGUUAAAAAGUUAAAACUUAGUGUUUAUUACAGUUUGAGCACCAAAUUAAUUAGAAAACAUUUUCAAACCCAUAACACACUGAAUAGCAAAGAAAAGCUGAGUGUUUACAUCAGAACGAGCGAAUCAGCCUUGAGUGAAUCAGCCAGUUCAUCAGAAACUCACAUUUCUACAUGUAAAUGUUUUAUUCCAGGUGUGUGUGUGUGUGUGCGUGCGUGCGUGCGCACGCGCGUGUGUGUGUGUGUGUGUGUGUGUGUGUGUGCGCGUGCGUGCGUGCGCGCGCGCGUGCGUGUGUGUGAGGGGUGAGGUGUUGUUAGCACUUGAGUACAUUUUAUACAGGCAAAAUGACAGUGUUGGAUAUUGGUGACACACACACAUGCACACACACACACACACACACACACACACACGGAAAUCUUUUCUUUAUGUCAGCAGAAUAUCUUCAUAUUUUAAAAAACUGACCUUUGACCCCAGGCAGCAUCCCCAUGAGGGUGUGUGCGCAUGAGGAUGAGUGUGAUCAGAUCUUCACAUUGGAGAUCUGUAAUAAACAAACGCAGGGAGAUGAUGAUGAUGAUGAUGAUGAUGAUGAUUAUGAUUAUAAUUAUUAUUCAUGUUAUUAUAAUUAUGCCUCUGUUUUCCUUUGAUGUAUAGGAAUAUACAUUUGUAUGUAAAUGAGUUUUAAUUCCUCCUUCAGUGUAACCUGUGUUUCUGUCCCAAUAAACCAUUUACACACA
Messenger RNA from Tachysurus vachellii, 5927 nucleotides. RefSeq names its product ephrin type-B receptor 4a-like. The transcript is spliced from 16 exons. The record is from RefSeq and is a predicted model, not a curated record. Gene Ontology annotation, cellular component: neuron projection; plasma membrane. Lineage: Eukaryota; Metazoa; Chordata; Actinopteri; Siluriformes; Bagridae. Gene Ontology annotation, biological process: protein phosphorylation; central nervous system projection neuron axonogenesis; cell surface receptor protein tyrosine kinase signaling pathway. Bases 849 to 3980 code for a protein of 1043 amino acids. Gene Ontology annotation, molecular function: protein binding; transmembrane-ephrin receptor activity; ATP binding.